AUGGGCAUCGGCCUAGACUCGCCAUCCUCUGGAGGCAUUGUGCCACGGUUCAUUGACUCGUUGUUUGGCGAACUUGCCAAACGCCAGACGUCGCCUGAAGUGUACGUCUCCUUUCUAGAGCUGUACAAUGAGGAUCUCGUUGAUCUUUUGAACCCAGCAGUCAAGCGUGGCGAGGGGCUCCAUGUCUCCAUUCGCGAAGAUGCCCAAGGCAACAUCUGCUGGAUGGGUGUGCGUGAAGAGCCCGUGGCCAGUCCCAGAGAGCUGCUAGAAUUGCUGCAAAAGGGUUCCAUUGCACGUACCACAGCAUCCACCGAUAUGAAUCGCUCCUCCUCACGGUCACAUGCCAUUUUUUCGGUGAUCCUCAAGCAAUCCAUGGAUGAUGGCAGCCGUCUCACUUCAAAGUUCCACUUUGUCGAUCUUGCUGGCUCAGAACGGCUGAAACGAACCAAUGCAGUCGGAGACCGUGCCAAGGAAGGUAUCUCAAUCAACACCGGCCUGUUGGCUCUCGGCAAUGUCAUAUCGGCCUUGGGCGACGAGUCCCGGAAAGUGUCCCACAUUCCAUACCGUGACUCCAAACUCACGCGCCUCUUGCAGGAUUCUUUGGGCGGCAACAGCCAGACCCUGAUGCUUGCAUGCGUCUCGCCUGCAGACAGCAACUACACCGAGACACUCAACACUUUGAAAUACGCAAACCGUGCUCGCAACAUUCGAAACCGAGUCGUCGUCAACCAAGAGUUCAAUGGCGCGGACCCGGCCUGUGUCGAAAAACUUAAAGCCCAGAUCAUCCGCCUCAAGGAGGAGCUCAGGGGCAAUGACGAGUUCCUGCAUGCAGUCAAUGACGAGAUGGACACGCUCAAGACAGAGGUCGUCGCAAUGAAUGGGACCCUGAGUCAGAUGACCAACGAAUUGGCUUGCACCAAAUACGAACGUGAUCGAUUGAAAAAGCUCGUCGAGCAAAACUACGACCCCGCUUCUUAUGGAGCUGUGGCUGACGCCGUUCAAGAUGUGGAAGAUAGUUUGGUGUCCGAGUAUUGCCAGACCAUUGAAAAACUCAGAGCUGAAAACGAAACGCUCAAGCAGCAGCAGCAUCAGCAGCAGCAUCAACAGCAGCAGCAUCAACGACGCAUGAGCAAAAGUGAAGAAGACGAUCUGGCAACUUUGGUUGGAUCUUCAACCAGUCAUGAAGUGGCUGUGCCAGCAGCUACAGCCGAAAAGACACCCAAGGCCAAGAAGCGCCACAGUUAUCGCUUUGGUUCGAAACGAUCCGUGCGCGGCCGUCGUCGCCUGAGCGUCAACCAUUCACCCAAAAAUCAGCGAACCUCUUCGAUGAACAAUGUUUGGAAAUCCAUCGAGCAGGCCAAGGCCAGCUUGGCAGAAGAAACAACAUUCCUCAAAUCUGCAGAAAACCCGUGGGUCCGAGGCGUAUCUGCACCACCCACGCCCGAAGACGACGGUCUGCUUUCAAACGACCCCAGAAUUCUCAGUUUCGCAGACUCAUUUGGCUCUGUUCUACCCAUCUACGAACCAUGUCGCAAUAACAAAAACAAUAUCAACAACAACAUGAAAAAAGGCAACGGCCUCCGUCGAUCGAGCAAAGAUCACCACGACAACACGCUACUGCUCACCAAAUUACAAACAUGCGUAAAUGGCAAGCAGCAACUAGUCCAGCUUUUGGAAAAGUGCGAAUCGCAACGCAUGGAGCAAGUACAGCAAUACGAGGCCAAACUAGCCGACGCACAGGCCAAAAAGAAAGAAGCUCAAGUCCAGUUCCGUCGAGACAUGAGUGAACAGAAAUCGCAAUACGAAAGCCGGAUCAAGAAAUUGUCGACCGAGCUGUCGGUCCUGAAGCGCAAGCACGCACAGACCCUCACGAGCGCCGAAUCCGCACGGACCAAGAGCAAUGCCGUGAUCCUGAGCCUCAAGUCGAAACUCGACAAGGCGAACCAGGAGAAGAAAAAGAUGACCAAGCGCAUCAAGCAAGACUCGGAUCGUACACGCGAACGAUGCAGUAGCUACGAACGCGAGAUCACCAAGCUGAAGCGGAACGAGACCCAGGCUGUUGCUGCACGCAAACGGAUCGAGCGGGAUGUGUCCAUGCACAAGGCGACCGCCAAGCGCGCCACCGAAGAAAUGGCCAUGCUGAGUGGCCAGAUGAAACAGGUGGCGCUCCUGCUCAAGAAAAUUCUGACGUGCGGCAAACUGGAUCGACAGGUGCUGACCAAAGCCAUGGCGUGUGCAAGCGUACGCGGCUGCAUCGUACGUCAAUCGCUCAACAAACGCGGAUCGUUCAAACUGGCCUCGUUACAACAACGGGUGUUCCAAAAGAAACGGCUCAUCCAUCGCGCGCUGGCGCUGCACAUCAAGAGCUGUCACAAAGAAAUGCAAGACCUGUGCCAAAAGCGAGACCGGUUACAAUGCGAGCAGAAGGAACUGUUAGCCGAGCGCGAGCUUGUGCUUGACGGUGACGAUCCGGCAGAACCCCAAUACAUGGAUGAUCGGAUCGAUACGAUCACCUUGGAACUCGACUACCUGGAUUUCCAGAUCAACCAGCUGCAACAGUCGCCCGAAUGGUCGGAUGUGGUCGAUAAGGAGUUGCAGAUCGAUUUGGCCGAUCCGGAAACGAACAGCCAGGUCGCGUAUCAGGUCGCGCUCUCCUUGGUUCGCUCACUGGAGCCAGAUGAGGCGCGUUUAGUGUCUGAGGCGCUCAUGGAUGAGGUCAUUGAGCUGCGCAAGUUGCAGUCGACAAGUGUGAUGGCCCGGUCGUCGGAUAUCGUCGUGCAAAAGGCCCAGCAGGCUCUGGUGACGAUGCGACGCGAGCCCUCCGACCUUGUCUUGCUCAAAGCAUUACAAGGCCCUGUCCACAUCUCUAAUGGACUUCUUUUACCGUCAACUUGUUAA
Zychaea mexicana is the source of this 2898-nucleotide messenger RNA. RefSeq lists its product as uncharacterized. Gene Ontology annotation, biological process: mitotic spindle organization; microtubule-based movement. Bases 1 to 2898 code for a protein of 965 amino acids. The transcript is spliced from 3 exons. NCBI's taxonomy places the organism in Eukaryota, Fungi, Mucoromycota, Mucoromycetes, Mucorales, Lichtheimiaceae. The record is from RefSeq and is a predicted model, not a curated record. Gene Ontology annotation, molecular function: ATP binding; microtubule motor activity; microtubule binding.